Diabrotica balteata is the source of this 836-nucleotide messenger RNA. The record is from the annotation of a GenBank genome assembly. Lineage: Eukaryota; Metazoa; Arthropoda; Insecta; Coleoptera; Chrysomelidae.
UACCUAACCUAACAUGUCAAAAUCGUCAACCUAAAUUUUAUCAAAAUAAACUUCAUCUUCAAAACAAUCCAUUGUCGUUAUAUCCUUUCUUUUAUUAUUGUAGUGCUGCUAUUCAUUUUAUUUUGUUAACAGCAAAACAUGGUCUGCGAUAAAUGCCAAGCAAAAUGUGGAAAAGUAAUCACUCCCGAUCCUUGGAAAACUGGAGCUAGAAACACCACAGAAUCUGGAGGGCGACGAGUAAAUGAAAAUAAAGCUUUGACUUCAGCAAAAAAUCGAUUCAAUCCGUAUACGACGAAAUUUGAAACUUGCAGGAUAUGUAGGCAAAAAGUUCACCAAGUUGGAUCACAUUACUGUCAGGCAUGUGCCUACAAAAAAGGAAUAUGUGCCAUGUGUGGAAAGAAAAUAAUUAGUACCAAGAAUUAUAGGCAAUCCUCUGUGUGAAAAUACUUUACGUGAAUGGGAGAGUCAGAGUUAGAUGUAAUAAAGGGUCAUAUGAGUUUCAUCUUCGUUAUUUUUGAGUGAAUAGUUUAAAAAAUUAAAUAGAUGCUUAAAAAUGACAGGUGAAAGUGCAAGAUAUGUUUUACUGUAUUAUAAAUAGUUUUUCAUUUUGUUUUUAAAUAAAAAUGGUAGGGAGAAACAUUAGAAUUAGGAAUAAAGAACUUUUGUAUUUUGUUUUUAUUAUAUAUGGUAUAUUUAUUAAAUUAUAGUUUGUGUAAACUAUGGAUAUUGAGGAACUUCUUUCACUAUGUUUAUUUCUAUGAAUAAAUUGUGUGUUUGUAUAUUUUUAAGCAUAUCUUUUUGUAAUCAGUAAAUGUAAAUAAAAAUAUUCUUAUUUA